GCAAUUAUUGUGUAGUGUGCUCUGCGACCAGUUCGAGCGAUGACUCGGUCGAUGCAUCAAGACGACGCCGCCGCCGCUGUUUUACGGAGGAUUAUGGAGCUGCUACUUUUGCUGUUGAUGUUCUCUUUGUCGUCAUUUGCAUCGGUCACCGUCGAGUGCCCGGACGAAUGCACGUGUGACCAAGAGCUUUUCAACUGCGAUUCCAAGUAUCUAGGCCGUAUACCCGACCGCAUAUCUCCGGCUACCACCAAGCUGGAAUUAAGUUUCAAUAAAAUCAGGGAUAUCGAACCGAAAUCAUUAACUCAUCUGACAGAGUUAGAGACCUUAAUAUUGAGCCACAAUAUUAUAAGAGAAAUGAAAAAUGGUGCAUUUGCAAACCUUUCGAAGCUUCGAUUAUUAUAUUUGGAUGCAAAUGAAAUCGAAAACAUCGAGAAUGGGGUUUUUAAUAACUUAACGACCUUGGAAAAAUUAUACUUGAAUUACAACAAAAUUCAUAAGCUUGAUUCGGACAUUUUUAUAGGACUUACAAAACUGAAGACACUGGACUUGAGUAAUAAUAAAAUCAGGGAUAUCGAACCAAAAUCAUUAACUCAUCUGACCGAGUUAGAGAUCUUAAUAUUGAGCAAUAAUAAAAUAAGUGAUGUGAAAAUUGGUGUAUUUACAAACCUUUCGAAGCUUCGAUUAUUAUAUUUGGAUCUAAAUGAAAUCGAAAACAUCGAGACUGGGGUUUUUAAUAACUUAACGAGUUUGGAAAACUUAUACUUAAAUUUCAACAACAUUCAUAAGCUUGAUUCGGAAAUGUUUAUAGGACUUACAAAACUGAAUACACUGUACUUGAGUUACAAUAAAAUCAGGGAUAUUGUACCGAAAUUAUUAUCUAAUCUGACAGAGUUGAAGGUUUUAUCGUUGAGCAACAAUAAAAUAAGUGAUGUGAAAAUUGGUGCAUUUACAAACCUUUCGAACCUUCGGACAUUAUCAUUGAAUGAAAAUAAAAUUGAAAACCUCGAGACCGGGGUUUUUAAUAACUUAACGAGUUUGGAAAACUUAUACUUGGACUAUAACAGAAUUCAUUAUCUAGAUUCGGAAAUGUUUAAAGGACUUACAAAACUGAAUGAACUGCAUUUACACAACAAUAUGAUAAGAAAUAUUCCACGUGGGAUAUUCGAUUCAUUAACGUCGUUGGGUAAUUUAACGCUUCGGAAUGUACCGUUGACGUGCGAUUGCAAUAUUCUAUGGUUUGUAAACGUGCUGAAGAAAAGUUACCCCCCGCGAAAUCAAAUCGGUUAUUACGAUCCGAAGUGGGGUCCGACGUGUCAUUUUCCCGUUGAAAUGAGCGGAAAAUCGUUGAUGGAAAUGAACGAAAACGAUUUUCAUUGCGCAUCUCCGGAUGUAAUCGUGGUACCAGAGAACAAAACGAUGUCGGUCGGUGAACGGUUACAACUCUCGUGCAAAGCUGUAGGAGACCCGGAACCUUCUAUAACGUGGGCCAAAGACGACAUCGAUCUACAACUUGACCAAAGAGUUCAGGUAUUUAAAAACAAUACAUUGAUUAUAUCUAAAGUGGAAAGAACGGACGGCGGUCAAUAUAAGUGCGUGGUAACCAAUUCUCUUGGACGAAAAUCUUUCAAGGCUAUGGUUAACGUAAACGGUUUGGCGAAAAAUAGUUGUGAUACCAUGUUUGGAGUUUUACCAUAUUUUUUUAUUAUUAUUAUUAUUAUAUUAGCGAAUUGCAUAUUGUAUAAUGACAUAAUAUUGUGAAAAAUGUAUUAUUAUUAAUUAUUAUAUUU
This is a messenger RNA of Acyrthosiphon pisum (pea aphid), 1787 nucleotides long. Its product is annotated as carboxypeptidase N subunit 2. The record is from RefSeq and is a predicted model, not a curated record. The coding region runs from base 40 to 1758 and encodes 572 amino acids. NCBI's taxonomy places the organism in Eukaryota, Metazoa, Arthropoda, Insecta, Hemiptera, Aphididae. The transcript is spliced from 15 exons. Gene Ontology annotation, molecular function: protein binding.